GGAGGUAGUACUAUGUAAUUAUGUAUAUACUCCAUACUAGAUUGAUCCACCCACUAAAGAGUGUCGGAUGAAUUAUACCUUCUACUUCUGUACUAAGUAAGACGUAAAAGACCGAUGGACAUAUAGUGCCUCUUCGCCAGUUUCCAAGAUACAUACGUACGUACGCUGCCGGCCUACUGCUAUGUAGUGCGGCGUCUUCACUUGCCUUAAUUUCCUUCACUUGAUAGUAAUCAAGGAUCUCCCAUCCCGUCCAAAGAUACACUUCCAUUGUAUCAAUAUCAUCCUCCGAUCCAUAAAUACCCAGAACCGGCCGGCAAUUAUGGCUGCUGCGGCGGCGUUGAGUCCGAAAGCGCACAUAGAGGAGAUCCGGCGAAACAAGUUUUCAAUCGGAGGAGAGCCCAACCCACUGACGGAGGACUUGCAUCAGGCCGUCAAAAACCUCUCUGCUGAACUCUACUCUAAAGAUGUUCAUUUUCUCAUGGAGCUCAUCCAGAAUGCGGAGGAUAACGAGUACGAGGUUGGCGUGGACCCCACUCUUGAAUUCGUAAUCACGUCCAAAGACAUAACGCAGACGGGAGCUAUGGCGACACUGGUGAUAUUUAACAAUGAAAAGGGCUUCGCCCGCCAAAACAUUGAAUCAAUUUGCAGCGUCGGCCGUUCCACUAAGAAAGGAAACCGAAAGAAUGGCUACAUUGGGGAGAAAGGCAUUGGGUUCAAGAGCGUCUUUCUGAUUACACCCCAACCGUACAUAUUCAGCAACGGAUACCAAAUUCGGUUCAGCGAAGAACCAUGCUCACAGUGCAAAAUCGGUUAUAUCGUCCCAGAGUGGGUGGAGAAUGAUAACCCUGUUCUUGCACACAUAAGACAUAUUUACGGUUCAUCAACUUCACUCCCCACCACAACUUUGGUGUUGCCUCUGAAAUCUGACAAGGUUGAUCCAGUGAAGAAGCAGCUAUCAAAGAUUCAUCCAGAGCUUCUCUUGUUUCUUUCCAAGAUAAGAAAGCUUUCAGUCAGGGAAGACAAUGCUGACCGAAAGCUCAAUACUGUGAGCACCAUAUCCAUUUCAAGCGAGAAGAAUCUUGUCACGAGGAAAAACAUCAAUGCAGAGUCCUAUGCUCUUAUUCUCUCUUCUGAUGAAGAUAAAGGGAAUGGCCAAUGCUCUUAUCACAUGUGGCGACAGAGAUUCCCAGUCAAGAAUGGAUGCCGAGUUGAUCGGAGAAUGGAAGUUGAAGAUUGGGUUAUCACAAUUGCGUUUCCACACGGGGAACGUCUCAACAGGGGAAAUAGUUGCCCUGGUAUCUAUGCUUUUCUUCCUACAGAGAUGGUCACCAACUUUCCAUUCAUAAUCCAAGCAGAUUUCUUACUAUCGUCAUCCAGGGAAACAAUCCUACUAGACAACCAAUGGAAUAAGGGAAUCCUUGACUGUGUUCCAUUAGUCUUUUUGAGUGCAUUCACCUCGCUAGUUAAAUCAAGUGAUGAUGUUCCUGUCUCUAGUCUGGCUGAAAUGUUCUGCUUUUUGCCAGUUGAGAGUUCCUCAUAUCCAAGCCUGGAUGCUACUGUCAGAGAUCCGAUCAAAGCAAAGCUGCAGGAGGAAGAUAUUGUUCCAUGUCAGUCGUAUACCAAUCAGAAGGUCUUCCGCAAGCCGUGUCAAGUUGGGAGGCUAAUACCAUUGUUUUGGAAUUUGUUGAAUGAGGCUACGAAGCAGGGUGUCACGCUUCACAAUAUCUCCUCUCAUGGAAAGUCUAUUCUCAAUUUUGCAUUUGAUAAGGAGAAGUACAAUAAAGUCUUUGACUUCUUGGAAGUGAAGCAAGUUAAUAAUGAUUGGUAUGCCAAGUGCAUACAGGGUUCAAAUCUUGUUAUGGGUGUGUCUGAAGAGCUUUAUGUACAGCUUCUGUUUUUUGUUGUGGCCUACUGGAGGUCAUGCUUCUUUUCUAAGGCAAAUAUGGGGAAGCUACCGUUGCUGAAGUACGUUGACAGUAAUGAGCAUGUGGCCUUGUGUAGCAUAGAUUCUGUGUCUGAGCAUCACAUCACAUUGUUUCUGUGCACUAAAUCCAAACAUGUUAGUUGGCUGAUUACCUGGAACAGAGUAUUUCGUUGCAUGGGGGGAUAUUUCAUCCCUGAAUCUACACAUACAGCGUUUGACAACAGUUCUGACGUGUUGAAGUGUAUACGUGACUGGAUGAUAAAUGAUGUUAAGGUUAGAUCUGUUGACACUGCUGAGUACGCACAAGUCAUCCGUCAGUCACUAAGCCAUGACCCGAAGCUCGUCCUUGCAUAUGCACAUUUCUUAUAUCACUCGUACAUGAAGGAUUAUGUGGUCUCUGCAAGCGAUAUUGAGUCACUUUGCAUCAACAUGCCACUUGUUGAUGAUUAUGGAAAUGUCUUGACCCAUCGAGAAGGUGUUCUUGUGCCAGCGAAUGGAAGCAAGUGGGUUCAGUUGAUUGGCUCCAAUCCUUGGAAAAGAGAGGGUUACAUUGAGCUCGGAGAGGAGUACUUGCAUUCCCGACUUGUUGCUAAUGCAUAUACGAACAAUGGAGACAUUCUUGGGUUUCUUAAAACCUAUGCCAGUGCUAUGGAUAUUCCUGAAUUACCACCUCCAAAUGCUACACUAUCAUGUAUGUCUUCACCGCUAACAAAAGAAAAUGCUUUCUUGCUGUUAGAUUGGAUACGCAAUAGGGGAGUGUUGCCAGAGAAGUUCUUGACCAGCAUAAAAAAUGGAAGUUGGCUUAGAGUCCGCUUAUGUGGUAGUACUGGCUACAGGCCCCCCUCGCAAUCCUUUUUUCCUGAUUCAAAAUGGGGUCCUCAUUUGCAAAAUGGUUCAUUGCGUGUAGAUAUCCCAUUGGUUGAUCUUGCAUUUUAUGGUGCACAGAUUUCUGACUACAUUGAAGCACUAAGAACCACUGGUGUAAUGUUUGAUCUCAAGGAAGCCUGUGAGUUUAUUGGGAGGCAUUUCAUGUCUCUGGUGGAUUCUUAUUCUUUUGCAAAACAUGAUGUCAUCUCUAUACUUAAGUUCAUUAAAUAUUUGAGAGAAAAGUAUCUUCCUCCCGGUGACUUCAUCAAUAGCAUCAAAGAUAAGAGCUGGUUGCUGACCACACAAGGCAUGAAGAAGCCAGGACAAUGUGUUUUUCUUGCUGACAAAUGGUAUGCUGUUUCACAGAUCAGCAAUGUCCCAUUUGUUGAUCAAAUGCAUUAUGGUCAAGAUAUUAUUAUUUUCAAGGAAGAACUCAGGCUUCUUGGCGUUGUAUUCGACUUCAACAAAAAUUACAAUUUAAUUGUUUCCAAUCUGAAACCAUCUGAACAUUUGAACUCUUUAAGUGCUAAAGCAGCUUUCUUGGCUCUCAAAUGUAUCCGUCACCUCAAGCUAAACUCCAAUGAUAGACUAUGCAUAGCACUCAAGGGUAAUCGGUGUCUGAAGACUCUCGAGAAUGGAUAUAAAUCUGCUACGGAAUGUUUCAUACCAGAUGCAACUUGGGGUUGCAUUCUCCAUGUUUUUGACAACUUUCCCAUCAUCGAUGAGAAGUUUUAUGGAAGCAAAAUUCUUUCAUUCAAGGAUGAGCUCAAGAAUUUGGGUGUGGUGGUCAGUUUUGAGGGUGUUGUUAAAACUUUUGUUGAUGAUUUUAAGCAGCAGUCUUCUAAAUGUGCAUUGAGCAAGACCUGUGCACUUUCUUUCCUUGCAUGCUACAGAAAGUUAAAAGCAACUGCCUUCAGUUCACAGUUUGAUGAAAUAUUGAAAAACAUUAAAGAUGUAAAGUGGCUUAAAACUCGACUUGGUGCUGCCAGUGCCCCAGAAGAGUGCAUCUUGUUUGAUGAAAGCUGGGCACCAAUAUCAUCUAUAUCUCUUUUGCCAUUUAUUGAUGAUGCUUACUAUGGCCCAGAGAUUCGUGAGUAUAAGGCAGAGCUUAAUGCCAUGGGUGUUGCCACAACAUUCAGAAAAGGGGCAGUGUUUGUUCCAGCGAGCCUUCGUUUGCCUCAGAAUCCUGAGGUUAUUUCACCUCCUGUUGCAGUAUCCCUGUUGAUGUGUUUACGGCAUUUACAAAAGAAUAUCAGUGAGAAGCAAACUGACCUGAUCACUUCUCUCCGGGAGAAACUCGAUGUUAAGUGGAUCAAGUCUAUAGCAGGUUACCAAUGUCCAAAAAAGUGUUUACUAUUCAGCCCAGAAUGGAAAGCUGUUCUGAAUCAAGAUGAUGGACCCUUUAUUGAUGAAAAGUUCUAUGGUCCAGAAUUUUCUUCAUACUCUAAAGAACUUCAAACUUUGGGUGUGGUGGUUGAGGUUAAAAAUGGUUGUUCUUUGGUUGUUGAAUACCUCAAUGUGCAUACUGAUCGGACCACUAUCAGUCGCAUAUAUAAGUACUUGUACACGAAUGGAUGGCCUGAUGAUGUGAAAACUGUUGGAAAUGCAAAGAUGUUAUGGAUUCCCAGUGGGGAGAAUAGUGGGAAAUGGGUUAGUCCAAAUGCCUGUGUGCUCCAUGAAAGUACUGGUCUUUUUGGGUCAGAGUUUUUUGUUUUGGAAAACUAUUACAGCAAUGAGUUGCUGUAUUUCUUUUCCAAUUUAGGUGUGAAAACCUACCCUGCACUAGAGGACUACUUCAAGCUCUGGAAAUCAUGGGAGGGUUCAUCAGAUAGGAAACUGUCUCAUUCUGAGUGCCGCGCCUUUUGGGAGUUUAUAGUCACCCACUGGAGCUCAAAAACAAAAAAGUUUCUUGAAGAAAAUCUGAAAAAGAUUCCAGCUUGUUCCGGUACAAAUGAAGGGAUUUAUUUGCUAGACAAGUGCGAUGUUUUCCUUGCUGAUGACCUCUACAUGAAGGAUCUGUUCGAACAGAAUUCUUCAGAUCCACUGUUUGUCUGGUACCCACAACCAAGCCUUCCAUCCUUGCCCCGAACAAAGCUUCUGGAUAUCUACAAAGAAAUUGGAGUUGGUUAUUUAUCGAAAUCUGUCAAAAAUAAUGGUAUCUCAUCAAUUGAAUCUUCUGGGCUGGAAAGGGUAAAACCAGAAACGAUCCAUAUCGGAAUGAAUCUCUUCAGGCUGAUUCUUGGGUUUCUUGCCCAGCCUUCUCUGGAGAUGGAUGCUGAUGAAAGGCACAAGUCUCUCAUGAGCCUUGUGGACUCGAGUUUUCUGAAGAUGGAUGAACCCAUCACCGUUGAUUAUUCUCUCUCACUUUCAUCAGGGAAGAUCCUGACCGCAAAAGCAAGCAGAAUGAUUCGGUGGGAGAGGGAGAGCUCCAAGUUCUUCCUCACAGAGCUCCAGGAAUCAGAAGGUUACAGAGGUGUGCUGGAGUAUGCUACCUGUUUCUCAGAAGUCAUCUCAGAGGGCAUUCUGUGGGACAAAGAAGAUCAUGUGCCCCAGCUCUCAGAGCUGAUCAAGCUGGGUUAUCUUGUUAAGUUUGAGAAGGAUGCUAUCAGUUUCUUGAUGAAAACCAAGAACCUGCAGAUUUUCUUGGAAGAUGAACAGUUUCUCUCUUCUCUUAUUCCUACCUGCUGAAUUGGGUAUGGUCUUGUGUUCUGAUCCAUUGUUUUUUUUUAUGUUCAAUUCUGUUCAUGUUGUGAACUUAUUUCCUCUUUAAUGAUUUCAGGCUGAUGAUGACUGAAAACAACACUGGUGGAGAAUGAUUUUGAGUUAUCUAUGUUUCUUUUGUUUUUAAUUUCGAAUUUCGACUGACUUGGAGUGUUAUGUAUCUAAAUUAUUGUUCAGCAUUUGCUUGUUUCUUCCAUUUGAACUUAAUUUUAUCGGCAUGUUCAAAUCAGAUUUUCCACAGAUUUGUCUUCAAGAAAACAUGUUUUAUUUCAAAACGAUGUACUAUAUUUUAAAUUGACCUUAGAUCAAAUUUAUAAAACAUUCGGUAUAA
Cuscuta epithymum is the source of this 5843-nucleotide messenger RNA. The record is from the annotation of a GenBank genome assembly. NCBI's taxonomy places the organism in Eukaryota, Viridiplantae, Streptophyta, Magnoliopsida, Solanales, Convolvulaceae.